AUGAUCCUCAUCGUACUCUCAAUCCUCUCCACAUCUGCUGUUGUUUUCAUCUCAGCUUCCAUUUACACUUCCAAGCCCGUCUCUUUCUUAUCCACAAUGUCCGCUAUUCCAAACUUGUUCUCACGUCUCUUUAAGACCUUCCUCUGCAUUUCUUUCGUAUUGACUCUUUACAACCUGCUAAUUCUCCUUGUUAUUAAUCUUGUCACGUUCCCCGAAUCCGAUAAAAUCUUUAUCAACGUACUCUUUAUCUUCCUCAUAUUCGCUGUAGCACUGGCACUCUUUCAUGUUCAAGUUUACAUUACUGCAUUGUGUUUUAUGGCUAGUGCGGUUUCUGUUCUUGAACCUGUUAAUGGGUUUUCUGCAUUUAAGAAAAGUUACCAGCUUUUGAAGGGAAAAAAAACGAUGGUUUUCUUUUUGAUGUAUUCUUAUGUGAUUCUUUCUGGUAUUGUGAAUUGGGGUUCUGGAAUUGUGGUGUUUGGUGAGGUGGGAGAUGUACUCAGUUUGGUGUUUAGGAUUGCUUAUGGUGGAUUUUUGGUUGGUUUGCUUGUGGUUGGGAAUUUGGGUGGUUUAGUGACGAUAAGUGUGUUUUAUUAUGUUUGCAAGAGUUAUCAUUGUGAAACAAUUGAUAAGACUGCACUUUUUGAUCAUCUUGAAGGAUAUCUUGGGGAAUAUGUGCCUUUGAUGAGUACUAGUAAUAGUAGUAGUACCAUUCAAAUGGAGAUUGUGAAUCUAUAG
Impatiens glandulifera is the source of this 735-nucleotide messenger RNA. RefSeq lists its product as uncharacterized. Bases 1 to 735 code for a protein of 244 amino acids. Lineage: Eukaryota; Viridiplantae; Streptophyta; Magnoliopsida; Ericales; Balsaminaceae. The transcript has a single exon. The record is from RefSeq and is a predicted model, not a curated record.